ACUCACAAUUUCUUUCAUUUUUUUUUCCCUCAAAAACAAUGGCAAGUGAGGUUGUGAAGAAGGAAGAAUCUCUUAAUCUCAAAAUCACUAACAAGAGCCAUGUGAAACCUGAAGAGAACAUUGGGAAGAAAGAGUACCAAUUGGUCACUUUUGAUCUUCCCUACCUAGCCUUCUAUUACAACCAAAAGCUACUAGUUUACAUGGGUGAAGAUUUUGAGGGUAUGGUCCAAAAGCUGAAAAUUGGGCUUGGUGUAGUCCUAAAGGAGUUCCAUCAACUAGCUGGUAAGUUAGGGAAAGAUGAAGAGGGUGUGUUUAGGGUGGAAUAUGAUGAUGAUAUGCUUGGUGUGGAGGUUAUUGAAGCUGUUGCUGAAGAGAUUGGUGUGGAUGAUUUAACUGUGGCUGAAAGUACUAGUAAUUUGAAGGAGUUGAUACCUUAUAGUGGUAUCUUGAAUUUGGAAGGCAUGCACAGGCCCUUGCUAGCAGUUCAGUUGACUAAGCUCGUAGAUGGGCUUGCAAUGGGCCUGGCUUUCAACCAUGCUGUCCUAGAUGGCACUGCCACAUGGCAAUUCAUGACUUCGUGGGCCGAGAUCUGCAGCGGAGCACCAUCCACGUCGGCCUCACCCUUUCUUGACCGCACCAAGGCCCGGAACACUCGCGUGAAGCUGGACCUCACCUUACCCGAGCCCAAAAAUCCACCAACAUCCAACAGUGAGGCAAAGCCCGAGCCUGUACUCAGGGAUACAAUCUUCAAGUUCUCCGAGUCAAAGAUCGACAAGAUCAAGUCAACGAUCAAUGAAAACCCUCCAUCGGACGGUUCAAAACCAUUUUCAACCUUUCAGGCUCUCUCCACUCAUGUUUGGCGCCAUGUAACCCAUGCACGUAACCUAAAGCCAGAAGACUACACCGUGUUCACCGUCUUUGCGGAUUGCCGGAAAAGGGUUGAGCCGCCGAUGCCAGAAACCUACUUUGGAAACCUAAUUCAGGCAAUUUUCACCGUCACGGCGGCCGGACUAUUGACGGCCCAGCCGCCGCAAUUCGGGGCUUCUUUGAUUCAGAAAGCCAUUGAAGCACAUAAUGCUAAGGCAAUUGAUGAACGUAACAAGGAGUGGGAGAGUGCACCAAAAAUUUUUGAAUUCAAAGAUGCUGGGGUGAAUUGUGUGGCUGUGGGAAGUUCCCCUAGGUUUAAGGUUUAUGACAUUGAUUUUGGGUGGGGGAAGCCAGAGAAUGUGAGGAGUGGAACUAAUAACAAGUUUGAUGGAAUGAUUUAUUUGUAUCCAGGGAAGAGUGGAGGGAGGAGCAUUGAUGUGGAGUUAACCUUGGAGCCUGAGGCUAUGGGAAGAUUGGAGCAAGACAAGGAUUUUCUUUUGGAAGCAUUAAACUAGCUACUAGCUAGAGUAAUUCAACAAGAAGAUGGAUAGAAAAUCACGUUCUUGUGAGGGAAUCUGGAAGUAUUACUGCUUAGAUUGUUCGUUCAAUUAUGAAUUCUUACUUUUGGUGCUAUUUAAUCUAAGGCUGUGGUGUUUUGUUGGAUAGGAUAUUUUAUAUUUUGUGCUUUUGGGUUGGAUUGAUUUUGAAUCUAUUAAUGUUGUUCAACUCUGUACGGUCACGUUGCGUACUUUCUCCAUGACAAGAAUAAAGAUCAGAAGGGAAUAUCUUAUAGCAAUAUGUUAU
Messenger RNA from Abrus precatorius (Indian licorice), 1671 nucleotides. RefSeq names its product BAHD acyltransferase DCR-like. The record is from RefSeq and is a predicted model, not a curated record. The transcript has 2 exons. The coding region runs from base 39 to 1382 and encodes 447 amino acids. NCBI's taxonomy places the organism in Eukaryota, Viridiplantae, Streptophyta, Magnoliopsida, Fabales, Fabaceae.